Erigeron canadensis is the source of this 1522-nucleotide messenger RNA. RefSeq names its product U-box domain-containing protein 26-like. Gene Ontology annotation, molecular function: ubiquitin protein ligase activity. The coding region runs from base 119 to 1375 and encodes 418 amino acids. Lineage: Eukaryota; Viridiplantae; Streptophyta; Magnoliopsida; Asterales; Asteraceae. Gene Ontology annotation, biological process: protein ubiquitination. The transcript has a single exon. The record is from RefSeq and is a predicted model, not a curated record.
UCCAUUUCUUUCAUAACAGAAUUCCCCUUCCAUUCCCAUAUAUAUACACACACAUACAGUCGUAUUAUAAACAUUCUGAAAGAAGAAAAAAAACCUAUAGAUAUAGAUAUAAUUCAAUAUGACUGGAACCUUACAACCAUUAGAUAUCACCACAAUUCAAAUUCCAUACCAUUUCCGCUGCCCAAUUUCACUCGAACUCAUGACCGAUCCAGUCACCGUCGCCACCGGUCAAACUUACGACCGCUCAAGCAUUGACUCAUGGAUUGCCACCGGAAACACUACGUGUCCUGUCACGCGCCUUCCUCUCACCGAUUUCACUCUCAUCCCUAACCACACGCUCCGACGUCUCAUCCAAACCUGGUGCGUGGCUAACCGUUCCUACGGCGUACAACGUAUUCCCACGCCCAAACAACCGGCUGAUCCGGUCACCGUUCAGUCGUUGCUUAAAACGGCGUCGUCGGCGAGUAUGUCACGGCACGUGAGAUUAUCCGCAGUUCGUCGGUUACGCCAAUUGGCGCGUGACUCGGAUAAAAACCGGUUAGUUAUUUCCACGCUUAAAGCGUGUGAGAUUUUAAUCGAACUUUUGUUUUCAGAAAAUAACUGUAACUCGUGUGAAUUGACUCACGAGUUGCUCUCUGUUCUAUCUUCUUUAUCUUUUACCGAAAGCGAUUGUGCUCUUAUAUCUUCAAAACCGGAAAGAAUUACUUUUCUAAUUUCAUUAUUAUCAAGUUCAAAUUCAUCAAUUGAGGUUAGAGUCAACACCAUCGCGUUGUUAGAAACCGUCGUCACCGGAACUGUAUCGUCGGAGCUCCGAGAGAUUAUCACAAAACACGACUCAAUAUACGACGGAAUUAUCGGAAUUCUAGACUAUCCAUUGCCGUAUCCACGUGCUUUAAAAGUAGGAAUCAAAGCUCUACUAGCAUUCUGUAUGAUCAAAAAUAACCGCCACAAAGCAGUGGAAGCCGGAGCGGUCGAAGCAUUGAUCGACCGGUUGCCGGAUUUCGAGAAAUGCGACGCGGAACGAGCGUUAGUGACGGUUGAGCUGCUGUGUAGGAUUCCGGAAGGCUGUGAGGCGUUUGCGUCGCACGCUCUGACGGUGCCGUUGUUAGUGAAGUUGAUAUUGAAAAUUUCGGAUAGAGCGACGGAGUAUGCUGCCGGCGCGUUGCUUUCGAUUUGUUCCGGCAAUGAACGGUUGCAGAAAGAGGCGGUGGAUGCCGGAGUAUUGAAACAGUUGUUGUUGUUGGUGCAGAGUGAUUGUACGGAAAGAGCUAAACGGAAAGCUCAGAUGUUGUUGAAAUUGUUACGGAAUUCGUGGCCGGGAUAUUCUGUUAUGGAUUCCGGUGAUUUUGCUUGCAGCGACGUCGUUCCAUUUUGAGUUUUUUUUUUAAAUAAAUAGAAAGAAAUACGAGUAGAAUGUUAUGGUUUCUAGAAGGUGGGUAGUGGGGUAUAUAGCUGAGUCAGUUGGGUUACGUUGUAUAUGUAAGAAUUUUUGUUAGUGGAAUACUUUACUUUUUAUUUUUAA